GAGCAGAAGGCUGCCCUCAUCUUUCACUAAUGGCAGAAUAGAACGAACAUUGCCUAGGCCUGCAAGCUUGCCAAGUACUGGGAACUCAUGCACAUGCUCAUCAUGUCAAUCAGACCAGUUGGGUGGAUAUGGGGGCAGAUAUUGAAGAACUUUUCUGGGAGAGUUGAAGGGAUCCAGAAAGUUGUCAUGGACCUUGUAGGUGAGUUUAAAGAUGAAGUUCCUGCUGUCCUAAGAAUAUCACAGUCUGAUCAGAAAAAAAACUCCGGACAAAAAAAAUCCAAAAUUAAAAUGGCUAUUGAGUUAGCCAAGAUCAACAGAGGAACACUAAUUGAAGGAUUAAAUAGCAUAUCCAGAUCUUCCAAAUCAGUGGCCAAACUUCUGCAUCCUCAGCUUGCUUGUAGACUCUUGGAAUUAAGAGACAUAUCUCAUCGUCUGCUGAGGGAAGUUAAUGCCCCAAAGCAACCCCUAUAUAACAUGCAGGCCAGAAGGAGUUCUUUAUUUGAAAUUAUUUCCUUCCCAGCAAAGACUACCAUAACUAGUAUAAUGUAUGCUUCAUAUGCAGCGCUUAUUUACUUGGCAGUCUGUGUUAAUGCUGUGCUGGAGAAAGUAAAUAAAAUUUUCCAAGAAGAAGACUCCAUAAGGCAGAACAGAGAAGAGACUGAAAAUCUUCGAAAAGCCUUUUCUGAGCCUGUGCUUUCUGAGCCUAUGUUUCCUGAAGGUGAAAUCAUAGCAAAACCAUAUAGAUCAUUACCAGAGAAGCCUGACAAUAUUUCAGAUCACCCCAAGCUUCCUCCUAAUAAGAUGCAUAAUAAGAUCCAGGUUUUACAUUCUGUGUUUGACCAAUCAACUGAAAUGAAUGAAUGAACACAUCUGACCAUAAAUAUCAGUGAACAGAGCGUAACAGUCAACUCCUAUCAUUUCAUGACACCAAACUAGGAGAGGAGUUUUCAUAUAUAAACUGCUCAGUCUUUUUUUGUUUUUUCCGGACUAGUACUAAAAUGUCAUUAUAUGGGAGAGAAAAUAAAGUGACUCUUGAUGAAGAGUA
Molecule: messenger RNA, 1045 nt
Organism: Erinaceus europaeus (western European hedgehog)
Lineage: Eukaryota; Metazoa; Chordata; Mammalia; Eulipotyphla; Erinaceidae
Gene: SPATA9
Product: spermatogenesis associated 9
Exons: 5
Coding region: 88-864 (258 amino acids)
Source: RefSeq, a predicted model, not a curated record